AUGGCACUCUUCCGCAAAGGCAACUCAUCCCCCGAGCCGUCGGGUCCUGGGAGGAAACCCUCGACGGUGUUAUGGCAUCGAGGGUUGCGCUCGCUGCUAUACCUACUGGCUUGGAUCUUCUUGCUACUCGUCUGCAUAGGCAAUAUCUCGAAUAAGCCUGUUCUGCGCGAUACCUAUUUCAUGAAACUCGACUUAACCCAUAUCAUUCCCAUCUCCGUCCCCAAUGCUGUCCUUAUCAACAGUAUUGCGCGGACCAUCGGAUUGCACGAUUUCUACCAGGUUGGGUUAUGGAAUUUCUGUGAAGGAUACGCCAAUGAGGGUAUUACGCAUUGCUCCGAUACUCAGAGCAUGUAUUGGUUCAAUCCUCUUGAGAUUAUCCUGAACGAAUUGCUUUCGGGGGCUACCAUUGCCCUCCCCGCGGACAUCACCGAUGCGCUUCAAAUCGCCCGUGUCGCCUCUCAUUGGAUGUUUGGCCUCUUCCUCGUUUCCACUGUCCUCUCCUUCAUCCUCAUAUUCCUCUCCCCGUUCGCUGUUUCCUCUCGGCCGCCGCAAACCAUCUCUCCCGACCCCUCUGUCAAUCAAGCUCACCCUCCCCACCACCGACGCACCUUCGUUCUCCUGCGCUCAUUCCCCUUCCUCCUCCUCACCUUCUUCACUGCUCUCUUCACCAUUGUGGCCUCCGUCGUCGCCACCGUCAUGUUCUCCAUCUUCAAAAACGUAUUCAUGUCGCAGAGCACCGAGUUCAACAUCAAGGCUACAUUGGGCACCCGCAUGUUGGCCUUCAUGUGGAUUGCAUCGGCAUUCAAUCUCAUUGCUUUCAUCAUCCAGUUUGGCUCAUGCUGCGCCUCGUGCUGCGGUGGCCGAAAGGCGCGUAAGCAGCUGAAACGUUCGCCCAAUGGCAGUAAUGGCAGUGCUUCCAGUGGUUCCGCUUCGCCAAUGCAUGAGAAGGAGGAUGGUCAAGCUUGA
This is a messenger RNA of Aspergillus ruber CBS 135680, 966 nucleotides long. RefSeq names its product SUR7/PalI family protein. The record is from RefSeq and is a predicted model, not a curated record. NCBI's taxonomy places the organism in Eukaryota, Fungi, Ascomycota, Eurotiomycetes, Eurotiales, Aspergillaceae. Bases 1 to 966 code for a protein of 321 amino acids. The transcript has 2 exons. Gene Ontology annotation, cellular component: cell cortex of cell tip; plasma membrane. Gene Ontology annotation, biological process: fungal-type cell wall organization.